Molecule: messenger RNA, 708 nt
Organism: Nematocida minor
Lineage: Eukaryota; Fungi; Microsporidia
Exons: 1
Coding region: 1-708 (235 amino acids)
Cellular component (GO): cytoplasm
Molecular function (GO): zinc ion binding
Source: RefSeq, a predicted model, not a curated record
AUGUCCAAAUUAGACCCAGAAAAACAACUGUCUGAAGUCUGUGUGGAUCUAAACCCAAACGAGCCUGCAGAGAUAGAACAGCCGUGCAUCUCCUGCGGUGGCCCGGGGGUGCUCAGGCUGCUUAUUGUCCCGGAUAUGUUCUUCCCGGACGCCCUGGUGAGCACUUUCACGUGCAAAUCGUGCUCCUUCAGAAAUAAGCAAAUGGAUGAAAUGGACACAUCAUUGAAUGGCGUGCGCAUCACGUGCUCGCUGGACAAGACGGAAGAUCUAAGAAGAUACCUGAUAGUGCCUGCGCGCGCUAAGAUACGGCUGGACUCUGGGGAGCGAGGCGUAUCGUACGUGCAGACUGAAGACACAGUGACAACAGUUGAGGCGCUGCUUCGGGGAAUAUUUGAAAAACUAAUUUCCAUGGGGAGCAUGCCAGAGGACAAGCUCACAGAAGAAGAGCUCGCAGGUCUUGGGGAGUAUUCUGAUAUUGCGGUGUUUUUGCAGAAAUCAAUGGAUGAUCUUGACAUCGUGCUGAGCAUAGAAGACGACAAGGGCGUGGCAAGGGUUAUGCCGCUGGGGGCAAACAUGCAGCACACGACAAAGGGCGUGGGGUUGGAGUACUACAGAGACGGCGUGGUAGAGAUAGAAGAGUACGAAGUGAAGAAAGUUGGCGAAACACCUGAGCACGCCAGCGAAGAAGAUCGUGAAGUAGACAUAUGA